AUGAGAGUGUUUCGGUGGGAGAAGCGCUCCCAGCCGUGGAGGCCACCCAAGAGAGCUCAUGGGGCGAUGCAGAGGCCACCAGGUCGGCUCCAGCAACAGCUGCAGGAUGCUGUGACGCAGGAGCUUCCAGUGCGACAGUUGCAGCAGCUACUUUCGCGCUGUGCCAGCGCCAGGGAAUAUCCAAGCAGAGAAACCAGUGAGGGCAUGGCUUCCUUGUUGGUUUGGGAAGAUUUCAAGACGCUGCUUGGGCUCGCUCAUGCAGUGAUGCUCCUGCAACGAGGAGCCACGAGGAGGCAGGCUGAAGUGAUGGUGCCCUUGCGGGACUCACUGCUGCACCUAGCCGAGGCACGCGUCCAACACUUGGAGCCAUCAGAAAUCCGGCCCUUGACCUCUUCACUGGCAUCCCUGCCAGGAUCAAGAAACUUCUUGGUUUCAGCUGCGGCACGUUGGCGCAGCCCCACAGAAGUUUUGCAGCCAAAGGAGUGGAGCCUGGUCAUGAAUGCCUUUGCUCGAGGUGGCUUGCCCACAGCGUCCGCACAGGCGCUCCUGCAGCAGAAUUUGGAGAUGCUUGAAGAUGUGAUGAUUGAGAAGACCUGGUCUGCUCGGGACGUGUCGCUGCUGUGCAAUGCUUUGCACAGGUUGAGACCUACUACGUCAGAGGCUGAACGCUUGCACCGGUUCUAUGCACGUGUCUUGGGUAGCUGGGCGAUGGAUCCACCAGACUGUGGACCACAGGAUUUGGCACAGUUGGCUUCGUCUCUUGCAGCAGUUUCUCAGAAGUACCGCUCAGAGGUUGUUCAUGGUUUUCGAGUAUUGCUGCAGCCGUGGACGACUGGGAUGGCUAAAGAGCUGAGUUGGGGCGUCUCUUUGGAAGGGCUUUGUGCCUUGCUGAAUGCUUUGGAGCGCUUGGCGUUGCUGGACUUGAGCUUGGCCAUCAGCCCAGCCGCUGUGCAGCGCGUUUCCCAUGCAAAGCUCUCAGCGAGCCAUUUAGGACACCUUUGUUACAUCUUCUCCAGAUGGCUGGAGCCGAAAUGGGCUUCAGAAGCUGGAGACAGCCUUGAGCCACGUGGCGUACAUGCGCAAGCACCAGCGCCAGCGGCGUGUGAAAUGAGAGCCUUGAGGGUUCAAGUACUUGAGCUCUUCAAGUCCACGCUAUGUCCUGCCAUCGUGGAACUUGCUUCAACGUUCCAACGUCCGAAGAAUGUGGCGCUGACAGCGCUGGCGUUGGCCCGCUUGUGCCGAUCUACGAAGGAUGAGAAGGAUGAGAAGGUUCAGCGCUUGUCCCACGAGGUCGCAGAGUCCUUGUGUCAACAGAGCCUUUUGGACCGAGCUGAACAAUCUGAUUCCGAUUCACUACAGUGGUGCAAUUGGCAGAGCUUGGAUUUGGCACAACUUGCAGAGUCUCUCUCUGCACUACUGACGUCAAGAAUGGACGUGAAGUUGCCAGCGGUGGCCACGUUAUUGUCAUCCAUAUCGAAGUAUCUCUUGGAAGAAGUGGAGAAUAUGCCAAUUCAGCAGGCCAUUCGCAUUGGCGCAGCUGUCGCUCCGACGCUGGAUGGCCCUGAGGUUUGCCACAGGCUCGCACAGGUUGUGGCUGAAAUCAAGUUUGAUUUGCCCAUUCCUGCUGCAGCUCUCUGGUUGCGUACCUUGCAACUGCUCGAGAUGAAUGAGGCAUCUUUGUGGCAGCCACUUGUUUGGCAACUGCAUCGUAGAUUGGCUUCGACCAAUGAGGAGACGAGAAAUAACGUGGAAAGACAUGAGUGGAGUCUAAGAAGUGCCAGCCGCGUGCUGGGAGCAUUGGAGAGGCAUUCUUAUUCACUUGACAUGAGGCUGGGAGGCUUCCGGCAUGUCCAGGACGGCAGCGUGCUCUUCAUUUACGCGAAAGCUGCAGAUCUUUUGCUAAGCGAAGGUUUGGACACUUCUGCACCUGCAGCUUUGUCGGUGGCCGAGCUCUUGCUUCGCACGGAGUGGCACCAGCCCUGGCGAGAAUGGAUACUUGAUCGUGUGGCAUUUGCAGCUUUAAAGAUGAACGUCAUGUGGCCAAAAUAUGCCCAAAAGCAUGCUAGGGAGAUGUUGUGGAUGCGACAUGUUUUCCUUCUAUGUCGCCUGGCAACCCUUGAUGUAUACCAGCGCGGAGUUCAACGCUCUCUUCGGCGUGCUUUUGGAGCCUUUUCGGACUUUGAUCCAUUUUUCGCCGACUCGCGGGUCGAAGCGGACGAGAUCGGCCCAAACGAGCGCCGCGAGGCAAUGGACUCGUCUCAGCUUUGUCGUGUUCUCGCCGCCUGUGGAGCUGCUGGGUUCGACCUCGCCUCUUUCGCAUUCGUUCCACAGAAGUCUUGGCAAGCCGCCUUGUUGUUUCCUGCCGCUGCCUCCAGCAGACAGCGGGAGAUCACAACCAUUUGGAAUGAGUCGAUGCUUGAGAUGGUCUUGGAUGGUCUCACAACUGAAAAUGCUUCGGAGCUCUCUUUGGCAGCUCUCUUGUUCCGAAUGAAGCAUGAAGACCAUGGAGGCAGCGACGGCAGCGGGAGCAGCUGGGGUAAUGUUGUGCGUGCAGUGAGUGCAGUGCUCUUAGAGGCGCUCAGCAGAGCAGAGGAAUCACCUGAAGUGAUCGUGACUUUACAAUACCUUCGAUUUGAAGGUCUGCAGACUGUCGAAGUUGCCAUUGCAACAGCAAGCUCCAAACUGUUGUUGUUGCAUCGCCUUGAAUUGCGGCUCAAGAAACCUGAGUUGUGCAAACCUGAGCUGGCCAAUGCGCAGCCCACACUACCACAUGGAGUUCAGUAG
Messenger RNA from Durusdinium trenchii, 2784 nucleotides. The record is from the annotation of a GenBank genome assembly. Lineage: Eukaryota; Dinophyceae; Suessiales; Symbiodiniaceae.